UAAUCUUUUCAAGUACUUAUAUUUUUUUUUGGCUUCAGUCAGUUAAAAUCUUCGCUUUCCUAGAAAGUGUGUUUAAAUUUUUCCAAAUUAUUUUAUUCUUUUUCAAAUUAUUUUCUAAGUCAUUAGUAACUCCAACCAUCUUGUACGCGAUGUAUCGUAUAGAUUCUAACAUUUGCAACCUAACUUUUGGUUAUCUGUGUUCAAGCAAAGGUAAAACCUACUCCAUUUGCUCAUGCCCAAUGCCGUUGGGCGGUAUUAAUAUCAAGCAUAUGCUGAAUAACAAUCUCUAUGGCUGCCAGGCGUGGAUUCCCUUCAUUUUCUUCUAUGUCCUAGUGAUCAGUGUCGUUGGGGUGAUAUCUUAAACUGAUAGAUACACAACUUCAUUGAGGUUUUUAACCUAUAUUCGGAUAAGUUUGAAAAAUAUCUGAUACGGAUGUGGCAGCCAAGGAUAACAUUGAUAUUCAAGGAUAAGCAAUUGAGACGUUACCGAUUAAUCGGUUCUGUUUUGAUGUUCAAGGCGUGGUCGAACCUACUAUACGCCUUGCUAUUUAAUGAUCCCGAGUACAUUGAACUCUGGCUAGUAUUCUCCUCGAUUGCCAUGUUUAUAAAUAUGAUCGUCAUCGUUGUGGAUUUUAUAGCAAAUUUCAAGACAUACAGCCUCCGCUCCUUCGUGCCACUUCAAAUUCCAAACCUUAACAUGUUAUGUGUAAUCUUCCUGAAGUCAGCCAUGGAAUGGAAGAUCACGAAUCAUGGAUCAGGUAUCUUUACUUAGCGGAAGCAAGAUUGGCCAAGUCUUCUUUUCCAAAUUUUUGUUUAUAUUUUUUGGAGACAGAUAGAUGAUUUCUUUCAUCGAAUAUAUAGAUUUUGGUA
Molecule: messenger RNA, 870 nt
Organism: Drosophila eugracilis
Lineage: Eukaryota; Metazoa; Arthropoda; Insecta; Diptera; Drosophilidae
Exons: 3
Coding region: 434-772 (112 amino acids)
Source: RefSeq, a predicted model, not a curated record